ACGUGAAUUUACCAACACCACAAAGAAGAAGAAAAUCUCAACAACUGAACUGAACUGAACAACGUUUCUCCAAAAAAAAAAAUGGCUGCCACUUCGAGUUUGACUAAAAACUUCAGUACUUUUUCUAUUCCUCAAUCCUUUCACCCUCAAAAUGGAACUCAAAUUGUCCGGCACUUACAGGGCAUUCCCAAUUCCAAUUGCAGUGUUUCAAGUGUCAGAUUACACAGAUUUGGGUCCAGAAUCGAAAACAAUGGUCCCAGGAAAAUCGGUCAGGUGCAGAUUCGAGCGAUGUCGGGUUCAUUCGGAUCCCGAUUGGAGGAGAGCGUGAAAAAGACUAUUACGGAAAACCCAGUAGUUGUCUACUCCAAGAGUUGGUGUUCGUACUCAACUGAGGUGAAAGUUUUGUUCAAGAGACUUGGUGUAGAUCCUCUUGUUAUUGAAUUGGACGAAAUGGGUCCCCAAGGACCACAACUGCAGAAGGUACUGGAAAGGCUUACUGGACAGCAUACGGUUCCCAAUGUAUUCAUUGGGGCCAAACACAUUGGUGGUUGUACAGAUACGAUUAAGCUGUAUCGGAAAGGAGAACUUGAAUCUUUGCUAUCGGAAGCUAAAGCUGGGAAAACAGAGAGCUAGGCCCUCUUGAGCUAUCCAUGCCAAGUGAUCCUAUCUCAUGCUCUCCUUGUACGCAUUAUUCUUCCAGAUCUCUUUGACAUAUUUAUUAUGUAGUUCCCUUACUGGUAUAUCUUGCUUCUGAUUGGAAAACUCAUUGUUGAAGCAGGAAUCUAUGUUGAUAUAACUUCAUUCAUGAGUUUAUAACUGAAUUUCUUCCUUCCUCAAA
Messenger RNA from Solanum stenotomum, 838 nucleotides. Its product is annotated as monothiol glutaredoxin-S10. Lineage: Eukaryota; Viridiplantae; Streptophyta; Magnoliopsida; Solanales; Solanaceae. The transcript is spliced from 5 exons. Gene Ontology annotation, molecular function: glutathione disulfide oxidoreductase activity. The record is from RefSeq and is a predicted model, not a curated record. Gene Ontology annotation, cellular component: cytoplasm. Gene Ontology annotation, biological process: cellular response to oxidative stress. The coding region runs from base 82 to 633 and encodes 183 amino acids.